This is a messenger RNA of Pungitius pungitius (ninespine stickleback), 3247 nucleotides long. RefSeq names its product solute carrier family 16 member 10 (gene slc16a10). NCBI's taxonomy places the organism in Eukaryota, Metazoa, Chordata, Actinopteri, Perciformes, Gasterosteidae. The coding region runs from base 194 to 1735 and encodes 513 amino acids. The transcript has 6 exons. The record is from RefSeq and is a predicted model, not a curated record. Gene Ontology annotation, biological process: transmembrane transport. Gene Ontology annotation, cellular component: membrane. Gene Ontology annotation, molecular function: monocarboxylic acid transmembrane transporter activity.
UUUGACAGCAAUCGUUGGACCAGAUGCUGCGCCAACUGGCACCACCCUCAGGCCGGCUGCGCCUCCAUUGAUGCUACUUUACCGUCAGCCCAAAGCCGUUUUUUAAUUUUUUUUUUUAAAUUGUUGUCAUUUCAUCGCGGAGGCAGCCGUUGGUUCUCCGCUCGCAUACCUGACAAGUAAAGUAAAAGAGACGAUGCCAGAAGGCGGGAGCCCGAAGACGGGGGAAAGUGAUGCGGAGGGUCGGGACGAGGAGUCCGCCGCCGUGCUCCCCGAGGAGAGGGGGCCGGGGCACCGUGAUGAGAAGGAGGAGGAGGAGGAGGAGAAGAAGGUGAACGGAGACAGCAGGGGGGCCGCGGCGGAGCAAGCCGGGGAGGUCGAGUUUGUUCACCCCGAAGGCGGCUGGGGCUGGGUAGUCAUGCUCGCGGCCAUGUGGUGCAACGGCUCGGUGUUCGGGAUCCAGAACGCCUUCGGAAUCCUCUUCCUCUCCCUGCUGCGGGAGUUCGGCUCCGAGGAGGACGAUGACCUCCGCUUCAAGACAGCAUGGGUGGGCUCCCUCUCCAUGGGGAUGAUCUUCUUCUGCUCUCCCAUCGUCAGCGUCUUCACCGACAUCCUGGGCUGCAGGAUCACGGCGGUGGGCGGCGCUGCUGUCGGCCUCGUCGGCCUGCUGGCCAGCUCCUUUGUCACGUCCCUGGGCCCCUUGUAUUUCACCUACGGCAUUGUGUUCGCCUGCGGCUGCUCCUUCGCCUACCAGCCCAGCCUGGUCAUCCUCGGCCACUACUUCAAGAAGCGCCUGGGCCUGGUCAACGGCAUCGUGACGGCCGGCAGCAGCGCCUUCACGAUCACGCUGCCCUUCGCGCUGUCCCACCUGCUGGAGAAAGUGGGCCUCCACAACACCAUGCGUGUCCUCUGCAUCCUCAUGUUCGUGCUGAUGCUGGCCGGCCUCACCUACAAGCCCCUGAUGCCCGUCAGAUCCAGCAGCACCGCCACCGGCCGCCGGUGCCCGCCCAUGAGCAAGAUCUUCAACAUCAACAUCUGGAAGUCCUUGGGAUAUCGCAUUUGGGCGUUCGGCAUCCCGGCGGCGCUCUACGGCUACUUUGUGCCGUAUGUUCACUUGAUGAAGCACGUGGAGGAGCGCUUUGGACCCGACGCCAGCAAAGAGGUUCUGCUCAUGUGCAUCGGCAUCACGUCCGGCGUGGGCCGCCUCAUCUUCGGCAGGGCGGCGGACUACGUCAACGGGGUCAACAAAGUCUACCUGCAGGUGACCUCCUUCUUCGUCAUCGGCAUCAUGUCAAUGAUGAUCCCCGUGUGCCACGUCUUCGGAGGGCUUAUCGCCGUGUGCCUGCUGAUGGGGCUGUUCGACGGCUGUUUCAUCAGCAUCAUGGCGCCCAUCGCCUUCGAGCUGGUCGGGGCCGACGACGUUUCGCAGGCCAUCGGCUUCCUGCUGGGCCUGAUGUCCGUGCCCAUGACCGUGGGACCGCCCAUCGCAGGUUUCCUGAGGGACCGACUGGGCAGCUACGACGAGGCCUUCUACCUGGCGGGAAUCCCGCCGAUCUUCGGAGGAGCCCUGCUCUGUCUGAUACCCUGGGUGGAGGCGAGGCGCAAGAGGAGGGAGAAGGAGGAGGCCCUGAGCGGGGACCCGGACCUCACCGAGAAGAUGAUCGAGCCCGGCAAGAUGGCCGACAACGAGAAGGCCCACGAAGCAGCUCAGAGCAGAACCGGAGAGUCCACCCUUUGAGAGCCCCCCGCUGAGGCGACCUUUAAAAACACAGACUCAGGCCGCUGAGUACCGCGAUGCAGCAUGAGUGAGAUUGUAAACAACUGCCUUAAGAGAGAGAAGCUGCCAAAGCGAUGAAACAAACAACCAACGUAUCAGAUAGUUUGACACGGGCAAACUUGGAGGUUUUAAAUGGAAACUGAGACUACCAUUUCUGUUUUCUUUGUUCUUUUGCCCAGAGGGAGAGAAGACACGGUGUGCUCACUCACUCACUCACUAGAAGCUGCCGAUGCACGUCUAGAGAAAACACUUUGGGGAUGGCGUUGUUAUGGGAGUGUUAAAAAUGGAUUAUAUAGGACAGGAACCCAGUCUUAUGUGUGGAACGUAACUUAACUCAAAUCAAACUGCUAAAAGUUUCUCCUGCUUAAAGCCAAAUAUGUAAGUACUGUCUAGGGGGUAAUCUGUAGUAUCAUAGUAUUUAAAGGAAGAGACGCACAGUGUGUUUUGGGGUAUUUGGAGGUCAUUAUAAGAGUUAGUCGUGAAGCUCUGGGCUUGCCUGAUUCAAAGAGGCGCUCGGACACUUCAAGGUAAGCAGCUUUGUUCUUGUUUAAAACUUUUUACACAAGACGAGGAGCUCUGGUCCCCCCCCCCCCCGGGAUUGAGGCCCUGGGGCCCCGUAGAGGGUUAACAAUCUCUUUGUGUGAAGCGCAUUUACAAUGUUUAACCUCCGGUUAGAAGUGGGAAAAACACAUCUGAUGCCUCAAGAUAUGGCAAAAGCGGGCCCAGGUCAUAAAACAACCGUUGCCAUGUCAACGACCGAUCUGCUGAUGACCUCUUAAAAGGACCAACAAUAAAAACAAAUAGUGGUGGAUGUCUAUUUCCUCACCUCUAUGAACAUUGUACUACACAUGUAUUUUUUGGCUACGUGACCAUCAGGCAGUAAAGUGAAGUUAAUCAUUCUCUCUUCCCUGGCUGUUAGCCUCUGAUAGAGAGGUGCUUUUUCAUGCUUUUAAUGCUUUCAUAUUGUAUUUAUUAUUUUGCAGUUGGCAUUUGCCUCAAGCCUUAAAAUGAACUUAGACCAAAAUUGUACAGAAAUGACUGAAAGUGUGUUAAUCUUGUUUGGUUGCUGCUGCUAGUGUCCCACGGAGCUGUCAGCAACCCCCUCCGUCCUAGUCCUCUCCGCCCCCCCCCCCCCCCCCCCCCCCCCCCCUCUGGUGCCCAUAGACACUCUCUACCUCUGAUGCCCGUCCCUCUUCCUCUAUGACAGCAGCACUCACAUUUGAGUGAGCGGAGCAACCCCCACUCAAAGUGACUUGCCACCCCUACCCACCCCGCCCCCAAAAAAUAAAACGCUAAAUAAACUCCCAGUUAGCCGUCCAAAACGUUGCUCUUUAAUGAAGUGCUUGCUGCUUAGAACCAGAAAUGCCUUUUAACAAGAUAACAAAUGAGAAUUUAUAAUAACCGCCGAGUAUGUAUUUUACAUGUUAUAAUGGAAUCACAUCUAUUGUCUUACAAUUUAAACCUAUGACUUGA